UAUAAAAUAGAAAAAUAAAUGUCAGAGCGUUUUGUCUAUGGAUAACCUCAAAUUUAAUUGUAGGAAAAUAAAAAUAGAGAAUUCAAUUAUAAAUUGUUGUGAAUUGUACAAAUUUGCUUUCAAAUAAAGCUAUAUUAUUACUAAAAUAAAUGGCAGGGACAUUAUUUCGCUCUAUUCUCACUAAUAGUAUCACGUUUUACAAAAAUAAUCCUGUAAAUUUGAAAAGUUUCCAUACAGCUACAGUAUACUAUGCCGCUCGGAAAGGGACCAGGGCGAAGGCCCGUGCUAAGAAAGUCAAGGUGGAGGUCACUAAAGUAGGCUUUAUCCCGCAUAACCAAAGAGGAAAGGACAAAGUGCAAAAAGUUCACCAAGACAAGCAUUUAGAUGAUUCCUAUAAGAGCAUACCCAAAGAUGAUGUGUAUCCAUUGAAGUUCUUCCGCUGGGUGGUGUACACAGCCGAGGACGCGGUCAAGGCUCACCAGGAGACUCACCACCCGACGAUGUUUAAUGUGCCCGAUGCAUUAGUGUUCGCACAAGUGGAGAUGAAUAUGAAGGCUGCCAAAAACAACAGAUAUUUGGACAGUUUCAACCGACUUACUUUACUGCCUCACGCAUUCCCGCGAGAUGAGGAACGCACAAUCCUAGCGUUCUGCAAGGGUCCGGAAAUAACGAAGGAGGCAAUUAAUGCUGGAGCAACUACGGCCGGUGGACCUGAACUUGUCAAGAAGAUUCAGGAAGGCACGAUCAAAUUGAGUGAUUAUGAUUUCGUUAUCGCCCAUCCCAACAUCCUCACCGAGUUGGUGCCGAUCCGAGGUCUCAUGAAGCGAAGGUUCCCUAACCUCAAAGCUGGAACAUUGGAUCCUAAUCUGCCACAGUUGGUGAAAAAGUUUGCAGCCGGGGUCCAGUAUAGAGUGGUGAAGGAUGAUAACCAACAGGACUUUGGAUCAGCGGAAGUGCCUGUAGGAAGGCUUAACAUGGAUGCAGCACAAGUAGCAGAGAAUAUUGGAGCACUAUUGAAGGAUCUUCAGCAAGCUAGACCGAAACGAGAUGGUCUUUUCAUCACUAGGUGUAUCAUAGUAAGCCCGCCAUCGAAGGAACGAUUCAAAAUCGAUCCCUUCGUCUACGUCGACCGUACGUUGUCCAAGGAGGUUCAAGAAGAUAGCGACGAUGAAGCUGAACCAAUAGCAGCUCGUGCUUAAAUUAGUUAAUUAUAUCUUGUAGUUUUUGUAAAUAAUAUUCAUAUCAAGUAAAAAUGA
This is a messenger RNA of Amyelois transitella, 1256 nucleotides long. RefSeq names its product large ribosomal subunit protein uL1 (gene mRpL1). The record is from RefSeq and is a predicted model, not a curated record. The transcript is spliced from 8 exons. Lineage: Eukaryota; Metazoa; Arthropoda; Insecta; Lepidoptera; Pyralidae. The coding region runs from base 150 to 1199 and encodes 349 amino acids.